AUGUCGAUCUCAGCCUCCACCACCGAGGCCCUCGAAUCAUCCGUCCGCCAACUCUCCCUCGCCAACAAUGCCCGCAUCAAAGACAUCCCCCGCCCAGCCGUGAAACCACCCGCGAAGAAAAAAGCCCCCGUCGUCGCAGACUCCUGGGAAGAUGAGGCAGACUCCGACUCCGACUCCGAACCCGCCCCCGCCGCUGCCACUGCCACUGCCAUCUCGCCCUCCGUCAGCGCCGAGGGUCCCCUCGAUCCGCCCCCGACGCCGAUAUCCCCGCAGCUCUCGCAGCAGGGGUUGCCGCUGUCCGGUGCGUCGCCGCCGAUGCGAGCGGUGGACGCCAGAUCGCCUGCGCGGAGGCCGGAGAAGCAGACUGCUGUGGCGGGGAGGUUGAUUGCGGGGGCGCUGGGGCUGCGGGCGCCGAAGAGGACGGAGGAGCAGAGGGCGUACGACCGGGCGGUUAAGGAGAAGGAGAUGAAGCGACGGAAUCGGGAGAGGGAGGAGGAGGCGAAGCGGAAGGAGGAGGAGGAGAGGGCCAAGGCUGCUGUGUGGGAUGACACCAGUGGAUGA
Messenger RNA from Aspergillus clavatus NRRL 1, 561 nucleotides. RefSeq lists its product as uncharacterized. The record is from RefSeq and is a predicted model, not a curated record. The coding region runs from base 1 to 561 and encodes 186 amino acids. The transcript has 2 exons. NCBI's taxonomy places the organism in Eukaryota, Fungi, Ascomycota, Eurotiomycetes, Eurotiales, Aspergillaceae.